AGCACAGGCUGUGUCCACAUGCAGCUGGGGAGGUGGGAGCAGGGCUGGGAGCGCUGGCAGCGCUGGGGGACAGGCAAGGGAGCUCGACAGAGGAGGAAAGCGUGAGGGGGGCUGCUGACAGAGGCAGGUGGAAGCUGGCAGCAUCUAGACGAUGUGGGUCAGAGGUCCCAGCACCUAAUGGUGGCCUGCUCGCCUGGCAGCAGGGCCAGAGGUGCUGCCAGAGAGGCGGCGGGCGAGGGGCAGCGCAUGCCUCUCGCACUGGCCUUGCCCCCAAGAGCCGAGGCAGCAGCUUUGCCCUUGGUCGGAGCCCUGAAGGACAAAGGGAGCAGUGUGGCCCUCGGCCCAGCAGUGCCGGAAGGAGAAACUGCAGCGGCUUUGCCCUGGGCUGCGGGCCCUCCGGAUGAGCAGUGCCCACGGGAGCUGAGCCAGCAGCUUCUGCCUGACCGUCCCGGGGAACAGCAGUCACAAAGGGUUUGCGUGGGGAGGCGAGAGCAGCUCCGAAGGACUGUGUCUGCUCCCGAGCCCUUGGCCCACGGCUCCGCCAUGCUGGACGCCGUGGAUCUGGCUCAGCAUGGCUGGGUCUCCCUUCUCUGGGGCAGUGGCUGCCUCCUGCGCCUCUGCCCCAGGUUCCUGCUGCUGCUGGCAGCCUGGGCCACCAUGCGCAUCUGGUGCAGCGUCUGCGGCAAACGCCGCCAGGUCUCUCCCUGGAGCUGGUGCGGGGGGAGGCACUCGGACGCCCGGGACCCAGGCGAUGAGCAGCGGGCGUCCGGCUGCAGGGCCCGGGGUGGGUUCCUGUGCUACGACCUCAGCUGCAGGCCCUGCGGCGAGGCCGCCCGGGAGAGGCAGCGGCAGCUGGAGGCAGAAGCUUGGCAAAGCCCCUGGGCCUCCAGCAGGCCACAGUCGCCCUCCUCGGAGGACUCCAGCCCCUGGAGGGCACACAGCGAGCGGAGGAGACUGCCUGCCCGGCAUAGGGGGCUGCCCCAGAGGGGGCCGGGGGCCCCGAGGCCGCUGCCUCCAGCCACAGACCCAACCGACCUUGAGCUUUGCAGCCAGGCCGACAAGCUUGCGGGGCUGACGCACGCCCUGCCAGAGAGAGCUGUCAGCCCCCAGGCCGACUCACCCACCACCCUGGGCUCGCGCCUGGCUGAGGGGGCUGGCAGCCUGCCCGGGGGCACCGAUCCUCGCCCUGUGUGGAGGCUGGAGCUGGAACACAAGUUCAAGAAGAUGCUGCGGAUGCACUUGAUAAAGAAGUGCACAGAGAUCCGUCUGGCAGGCUUCCCCACCAUGGUGCAGGCAUCCUGGGAGGUGUCCAUCUGCAGCCUGGGGCACCCCGCAGCCCCCCCACUGCUGCGCUCCACCACGGCCCCCAAGUACUUCCACACGGCAGAGGCCCUGUUCCUGCCAGAGGAGGCCCGGGAGACCCUGGAGCUCCACAUCCGGGCAAAGAGGCUGCAGCACCAGCAGAGCCUAUCCAAGGAGUCGCCUGCAGCUCAUGUGCCCAAGGCACCGGUCUCAGCCCACCAAGAGCAGCGUCAAGAGUCCCCCGUCCAGCUGCCUGCUCAGCAUCCGCCCUGCCUUCCCCAGGCCACCGAGCACCGUGCAGAGCUGCAGCCUGAGCCCUUGCGUCCGGAGAGGGACAACAGCGGGCAGGAAGAAAAGAAGCAGCAGGGAUCGGACACCCAGGGCAGGAUGUGGCGCCUGAGGAACACCAAGGGAGCGGUCACAUACACGGCCCAGCGGCUCUCCCAGAGCCCCCGUGCCACGAGGUGGACCAUCCUCAGGGUCCUGGUGUUACAUCCUCCGAGCAAAGGCUCAUUCAGUUAA
Molecule: messenger RNA, 1824 nt
Organism: Dromaius novaehollandiae (emu)
Lineage: Eukaryota; Metazoa; Chordata; Aves; Casuariiformes; Dromaiidae
Exons: 4
Coding region: 178-1824 (548 amino acids)
Source: RefSeq, a predicted model, not a curated record